AUGGCGUCGAGCUUCAGCGCCAAGCGCGCGGAGAAUGUCUCCGCGCUGCUUGGCGAGGUGGUGAAGCGCCUGGUCGACGUCGAGCCCCACUCACUGACCGGACCCACUGACCAACCCACCCAGGAGCACGACGAGAACUUCGGCAUCGCCCACAACUACUGCGCGUAUCACACGCGCCACCACACGUUCCCGGACACCGACCCGUACAAGGUCGACGACGCCCUCGACGCCCUGCGCGAGCGCCUGGGCAUCCACGCGCAGCUCGACAAGCAGCUGGCGCUGGACAUGCUGGUCGCGCGGUUCCGGCGCGUGGAGUGGCGCACGGACACCCCGGACGUGCACGCGCGGGUCAUCUCCCUGCUCCUCGAGCUCAGCAGAAACCCGCUGCGGACGAAGUACACGCACAUCGACGCGAUGGCCGCGCUGGGCGAGGACGAUUUGGGCACGAACGACGCAUCGGACCGAGACCAAGCGUCGGACCGAGACCAAGCAUCGGACCGAGACGAACCCGACGACGACGUCGACGACGCGACGUCCGACUCCACGCUCAGCGACUGGACCGACGACGAAGAAGAGGACGGCGACGACGACGCACGCGCGGAGAGGCUGAGGCUCGGCGUGGAGGAGGCGGUCGCCGCGAGGAGGGACGCGCCGCGAGGGGGCGAAUGGGUGCGAGGACGUCGAAGCGGCGCGCCGGCGGAUGGGACGGACGACGACGGGGACGGGGACGACGGGGACGAAAAGUCGGCACCCGGGGACGGGGACGAUGCGGCGACGGACCCCGAGUUCAGGUGGAGCGACCUGCGCGUCGACGACGAACCCGCGUGCGCCGCGCCGGAUCGAGACGAGUGGGAGUGGGACCCGAGGGCGACUCGGGGACGCUCGCGCGGGGGCGCUGGCGACGCGGUGGUCGCCGCCGCCGCACGGCUCCUGCCGGCGCUGGCGUCCGCGCGGGGGCGCGAGGGCGCGACGCUCGUGGGCGCCUGGGACGGAUCCACCGAGUCAAAGGUGGUUGGCGACGCGUUGCACGCGCUGCAGGGCGCGGCGCCCGCGAGAAGGGCGCCGGGCGCGGCGGUGCCGCACCUGUCGCCCGCCGCGCUCGCCGCCGGUUUGGAGCGCGCGGCGGACGCGGCGGCUACGCUGGACCUGGUGGAGCGCGCGGCGAACGCGGUGCUCGCGACGCCCGCGCCCGUGUUGAGGGUUUCGUCGCAGAACAACGCCGGUCGACGCUCCGGCUAUCCGUCGCUCGGGUCCGUCGGCGCGUCCAUCGGCGGUUUCGGUCCCACGAUUCGAGCAUUCGCCGCGGCUCUCGCGCGGCACGUUCGCGAGCUGCGGGAGGAGCUGGCGCCCCUCGUGCAGAGGGCGGCGGGGCUCGCCGCGGGCGGCGCGGGCGAUAAGGCGGGCGCGCCGACGCUGCUGGAGCUGCGCGCGGCGGUCCGUUCCGUCGCGGCGCGAGCGAGGGUUCUGGACUCGCUCGCGGCGGCGGCGUUACGCCCUCGGUUAGCGACGGGAUUCAAUUCGGGUGGGGAGACUUCGAAAAGGCCCGGCGGGUUCGACUGCCCCGCGUCCAACGCGGCUCGGUGUCUCACCGCGCUGCACCGCGCGUGCGCGGCGCACCAGAUGACGUCCAGCUGUGCCGGCGACGGCGACGGCGGCGACGGCUUCGUGACGUCGCUCCGGCUGCUGUGCUCCGCCGCGCAGCCGUACCUCUCGGCGCUGCACCGGUGGCUGGAGCGCGGCGAGGUGGUGGCGGAUCCGGGCGGGGAGUUGUUCGUGUGCGCGGGACCGGAGGAAGGGGUGGCGGCGAUCGGCACGGAGGCGCACUGGGAGGGCGGGUUCGUGCUCCGGCGGAACAACGCGGAUGGUUCGGCGACGUGCCCGGAGUUUCUGGCGCGGCACGUCGACGAGCUGUUGGCGGCGGGCAAGUCGGUCAGGCUCCUUCGAAGCGGCGCGGGGGGGGCGGGCACGGCGCCGAAGAUGGAGUCGCACCUGUGCGUGGAUUUCUGCGACGCCGUCAGGCGCGCGUUGGAGACUUCGCGGGUGCCCGAGGAUGCCGACGCGGGGAAGGAAAACGCAUCCCCGGGGAUGGAAAACUCGGCCGACGCGACGACUCGCGCCGCCGAGGACGACGAGAGCGUGCGACUGCUCAGCAGCGCCACCCUGGAGGCGUGCCCGCCUCCCCGCGUGGACGACGACACCGACGACCACGACCACGCGCCCGGGUUCGUCGUCAGCGCCGGGAUGGGAACGGACGCGGCGGCGGCGGAGGCUGAGUCGCUCGUCGCCGCGGGUUUGGCGGGGUCCACCGCGCGGCUGGCUCCGUUCGUGGGUGAGCGCGCGGAGUGGAGUGGGACCCACUUCGAUGUCCCGCGAUCCAUCGCGGCGGCGGCUGAGCUCGACGCGUGGCUGAGGACGAGCGCGGACGCGAGAUCCCCGGCGACGUGCCCCGCGGGAUCUCUCAUCGCUCGAGCCGCCGUCGCCCCGGCGCGGGCGCGGGCGGCGGCGGUGGGCUCGGCUCUCAUGUCCCGCCUCCGCGAGGACUGGCGCCUCGGCGCGCACCUCGCGGCGUUACGCGCGGUGUUCCUCGGGGGCGCCGGCGAGGCUGCGCACUCGUUCGCGUCGUCCGUGUUUGAACGUCUGGACGAGACGCGGGUGAGCGGCGGGGGCGACCUCGACGCCCCAAGCUCCGAGUCGUGUUCGCUCCUUGGCUUCGCCGACGCGUCCGAGAUUAACGCGGCGCUCGCGGACGCCCUCGCCGCGGACGGCUGCGGCGACCUACCGGAUCCGAGCGACGUCGCCGUCGACGUCAUGCCGCCGCUCAUCGCCGAUCCCGCUCACGCGGGCGCGGUGGGCGCUCGGCGGCGGUCGAUUUGGGGCGAUUCCGGCGUCGGUUCCGAGUCGGCGGGUGAAGGCGCGGCGAGACUCGACGCGCUGUCCCGGCUCCGACUCUCCGUCAAGACCCCGUGGCCGCUCGCGUUGGUCGUCCCGGAGUCGUGCGCCGACCGCUACAACGCGUGCGCGACGUUUUUGCUGCAGCUCCGACGCGCGAGGGCGUCGGUGGAGGAGGCGAGCCGCGCGGGGUGGACCCCCGAGGCGAGGCGCGCGCCCGGUGGCGUUUUAAGCGGUCCGCACGCGCGCGCGCUCCUCGCCGAGCUCCGGCACUUCACCCAGGCGCUUCACGAACACGUCAUCGGGCGCGUCCUGCACCACGCGUGGCUGGAGCUCGAGAGGGACGUGGCGGACGCGAGAUCGCCCGGCGACGCGAGGCGAGCGCACGACAAAUUCCUCGACGUCGUAUGUGCACAGUGCCUCGCGUCGCCGGAUCCCACGUGGACGCUCCUCGCGGGGCAGACGCGCGCGGCGCUGGGAAUCGCGUGCGACUUUGCCGCCGCGCAGAGGAGGGCGGGUGCGAAGGCGAGGGCGUCGGGCGAGGGCUGGGAGGCUUCCCCGGGGCCCGGUUACGGUUCAAUAUACGCUCCGGUGCCUGAGGGGGAGGCGGAGAGGCUGGCGGGGGCGUUCAGGCGCGCGCGGUCGUACGUGCUGCGCGUGAUCGAGAGCAAGCUGCGGGUCGGGACGUACCCGGAGCUGCACGAGCUCCGGUUGAGGCUGGAUUUCAACGGGUACUACGGCACAGACGCCGGCGGCGAGUCUUGA
This is a messenger RNA of Micromonas commoda, 3654 nucleotides long. RefSeq lists its product with no specific name. Gene Ontology annotation, biological process: cytoplasmic microtubule organization; mitotic cell cycle; meiotic cell cycle. Gene Ontology annotation, molecular function: gamma-tubulin binding; microtubule minus-end binding. The record is from RefSeq and is a predicted model, not a curated record. The transcript has 2 exons. Gene Ontology annotation, cellular component: spindle pole; gamma-tubulin complex; equatorial microtubule organizing center. NCBI's taxonomy places the organism in Eukaryota, Viridiplantae, Chlorophyta, Mamiellophyceae, Mamiellales, Mamiellaceae. The coding region runs from base 1 to 3654 and encodes 1217 amino acids.